GUUUCGACGGAGUUAAGAUGUUGAUUUUCGCGCAACUCAGAAUUCGUUAACCCGUUCAAAGAGGCCGCAGAGCAAGUGUUUUGUGAUUGGAACAGUUCCAUGUUUUAAGCAGUGCAGUAAUAAAAUGCGAUUUUGUUGUGCCUUCAGUGAUUCGAGCGGUUGAAAAAAUCCCCGUUGUUUGCCAGAGUGUAUCUCCCAGCCGGUGUGAAUCAUGUAAUGAACCGAUCAAGCGGAUCGAGUUCUCUAACAAGGUGCCUUCGCGCGUGUGUGUGCUUGUGUGAUCGUGUGAAGAGAUGUGAGUCUGCCACAGCUUGUCGCACGUCGAAGUAACGAAGAAGCAUCGCUAUCGUUUAAUCAUAAGAUACAAUCCUGCGGCCUGCGAAUGGUGGGCUUUGGCAAGAAACCGGGACCACCGGUUCCGCCGCGGCCAAGUGCGGCCACGGUUGCCACGGCUUUGGCGAAGCAGCGCGAAAACUCGCCUUUACCCACCGCCGGAUUCACGGUGCGUGGCGGAAACGUAAGUCUCGCAUCGGGCGUGGGCACCCUGAAACCACCGCACCCGGGGCGUACCGUCGUGUACAAGUCACCGGAUUUGGAGCAACCGAACCGAAGUGUUCUUGCGGGACCGUGCUCCGGCCCAAGGGCGGCUUCGAGGCGUGAGAUCUCGGUCUAUCACGAGCUGCUCGGUGACCGUGGUGACCCCGACGUGAUGCCGGCCGGCGGCAGUCCCCAACAAAGUCCGACACCACUGGAGCGCGGUAAACCUCUGUCAUCGGCCAAUCACGGUGGAGUAGUGUACCGGUCCACCUGCAGCAUAGUGGAGAUCAACAGCUCGCCGAGCUCGGUGUCCAGUUCGGCGUCAUCCUCACCGGUAGCGACCCUGCAGAAGCCUCCGCUGCAGGACCUACAAUCGAAACAAUCCGCGGGAGGGCGCUCCACCCGUGGCUUGGAGCCACCCGUGGUCCCGGUGGCACGCCGACGUCUGCGAGGUGGUGAAGGUGGUGAUCAACCACAGCCACCGUUGGCGGUGGCAUCCGAAGUGAUCAUCAUAAACGGAAGCAGCAUUCCGUCUGGUGGCACCGGAAGUGGAAGAAAAGACUUUACGGUCGGUGGCGGCGUCGAGUGUGACAGUGGCACCGAGCGGGGCGACAGCUCAGGAUCUUCGGCCAGCGCCGGCAGCACGCUGGAGCGGGAGAACAAUCUGCGCAAUCUCGAGAGCGCCAAGAGCAGCAGCCAUUUCACUGAAAUCAUAAUCGGUUCGAACCAAACCAGCACGGUGGUAAGGAGCGGCAGCAAGCCGAAUAUUGCAGCCCGGACGGAGGCCACGGGAGCCCCGAAGAGUACUGUGAUACGAUCGAGCUCGAUCCGGCUACCGUUGCCGUCCUAUCACCGCCCGGAACCGGAAGGUGGGGAGCACGUGCAACCGUCCUCCGACAAGCAGAUGGCGUCCGGAGUGGCACCGUUAAAACAGCCACUUGCCACCAAUCUGUCCAAGUCGAAAUCUUCAACGCGGGCAGCCCUCGACCCGGCCACACUCGAUUCGAAGCUGAGCGAGCAGAAGUUUGCCUUCCACGAGCUACUGAUCUCGGAGCUGACCGCCAUGCGUGAGAAGCAGCAGCAGCGCCAAGCGGUGCCACCGGACGAACCACCGCCACCGGUGCCACGGUCGGUGGUAGAGCGGCAACCGGAGCUGGAGUUCCGGGACGUGGAGAAGGUGAACCGGCGCCAGCGCUGCCCAUCGGAGCGCCGAUCGUCGGGCAGUGAAGCGUCGGAAACGUCACCGAGUGGGACGGCGGUGCGGUUGCCGAAAAUCCGCACGUCCGACUGGAUCGAGGUGGGCGACAAUGGCAAGCAGGUGCUCCUGUCGAGCUGCCAGAUCAGCCUGGAAGACUCGGGCAUGGAGGACGAGGAGAAGCUGGAUGAUGCCUCGUCCGGCGUUGGCGAUUCGUGGGACAGCGUGAAGGAAGAUGUAGAAUCACGCAUCAUAAUGUCGCUCCCCGGACUGCCACCGUUGCCGAAGAGCCUGAGCGGCUUUGAUCUCGCCGGCACUCAGCUCCAGCCACACCACCAUUCCCACCACCACCACCACCAGCAGCAGCAACAACAACAACAGUCCCAGCAUUCCCACUACGGUCACCAUCUUCACCAGCAGCAGCAUUCGACCCCGAUUCACCAGUCGCACCAUCAGCAGCAGCAGUCCUUCCACGGGACCGGCGGAUUGUCCUCGCAUCCACCGUCCAACCAUCUACCGUCCUCCCAGUCUCCGGUGACGCUCAAUCACCAUCACACGAAUCCGUUCAUCCCGAUCGGCGGUUCCGCCGGCGGGUUACUACACGGUGGCAGUAUCGACCCGCAGCGUGGCCACUCGCCCGUCGGCAGCAGUCUAUCGUCCGGCAGCGGUGGCCCCGGUAGUGGCCGAAAGACUUCACCGCAACCAGCUGGGACGACCGUUCCGACGACGACCUUGGAUACGCAGCUGGCUAUCCUGCGACGAGAAAUGUACGGUCUCCGGCAGUUGGAUCUGUCCUUGCUGUCACAGCUGUGGGCCCUGAACGAAUCCAUCCAAGAGUUCCGCACGAUACUGCAGGAGCAGGAAACACUUUCGCCUCCCUCGCCAACGCCUUCCAACUCGGACGCCAAUUCCGUUUCGUCGGACGACGAUGUGGACGAGGACGAGUCGUCGGCCACCACCAACAGUACUAACAACGUCAACCAACAGCAGCAACAGCAGCUCCACCAGCAGCAGCUUCGUCUACUGUCCGCCCAUCACCCGCUACAAUCGUCCACCACCAGCAUCGUCAGCAGUGUCGGGAGUGGCGCUGGCGCUGGCAAUGGAUUGACGCAGAACGAAUCGGGCGGCUCCAACAGCACUACCCUCUCGUCGUCCGCUUCGUCACGCAUGCGGGCACCACCACCGCCGCCACCCAACAGGAAAGCUCCUUCGAGACCCGUUUAACCCGGUGGUCGGCUGGAGGUCCCCUGGUGCAAGAUGGUGCUUUCGGAGUGCCGAGUGAUCCUCGGGCUCGGGAAAUCGAAAAAGAAGGGCCGGUGCGGCGAAGGAUGAGAUUUCAUAAAGGAUCCUAACCGUGUGCACACCGAAGCAAGCGAAUUGAAUCUAAUCAGAAAACAAAUAAACAUAAUUUCACGUUGACCACUAAGGGUGCGCGCCGUGGCAAAAGUCUAGCGAUAGGCGAUCGAAAUACCAAAACUCACAAUUAAAGUAAACCUUAAGCAAAUGAAGACUUUUGGGGGAGCGUGCGACACGAUGCGAUGCGGGAAGAGAGAGGCCACUGUCUAUGUGUUAUGAAACUUUCACUGGAAUGUUUAUUAAGGACGUUACGGAGCGCGAAGGCGAGACAGGGUUUAGGACGAGGAAUUGUUGGGAUACGAAGGAACGGGGUAGAGCCAGAGCCAGACAGCAUUAGACCGGUGCGAAAGGGCGGCGGUGUGCCACGAACACAGAACAGUAGGAAACACAAGGAAACGCUGUACUCUGUACAUACUAAUAUUGCGACUAAAUAAUGUUCCCAAACUAGAGUUACACUAUGAAUGAUGAAAUAAAAUAAUGAA
Anopheles bellator is the source of this 3570-nucleotide messenger RNA. RefSeq lists its product as uncharacterized. The transcript has 4 exons. Bases 383 to 2956 code for a protein of 857 amino acids. The record is from RefSeq and is a predicted model, not a curated record. Lineage: Eukaryota; Metazoa; Arthropoda; Insecta; Diptera; Culicidae.